GCCUAGUUAUAAAUGAUGUUCCCUCGCAACAUUAUAAGUACUCCUCAUACUUGAAUCCAUCAGCUACACAUAAACAUACGUUCUUCCUCGUAUCAUAUAGAGUGCUAUUCACGAGUAGUAUAACAGAGAUGAGUAAAGAAAUUCAGAAUCGAGAAGUGGAGAAGAUGUUAGAUGGAAAAUCAUCGUCAUCGUCAUCAUCAUUAUCAUCACCAAAACAUGAGAUGCCAUUGUUGGCUCUAAAUCAUGUUUCCUACGUUUGCAAAUCGCUAGCCACUUCUGUCAAAUUUUACGAGGAUGUGCUGGGAUUUGUUCUUGUCAAGCGCCCAUCUUCCUUCGACUUUGAAGGUGCAUGGCUAUUCAACCAUGGAAUUGGCAUACAUUUGCUAGAAGUGAAAAAUGCAGCAACAAGAAAAGGCCAGAAGAUAAAUCCCAAAGACAACCACAUUUCCUUCCAGUGCACAAACAUGGACCUCAUCAUCCGCCAAUUGCAGACCAUGAACAUUGAAUACGUGACAGCAGUGGUGUCCGAAGGCGGGGUCAUGGUGGAUCAGCUGUUCUUUCAUGAUCCAGAUGGUUACAUGAUUGAAAUUUGCAAUUGCCAGAACCUUCCUAUCCUCCCUCUCUCAGGCCCUGCUUCAUGCCCUGUUGCAAAGUCAAGUACUCCUAACAAAAAUAUGCCGAAUUGUGGAAAGAUGUGUUCAGAGGGGAAGAUGUGCAGGGAAGUCGAGGCGUUGAUGAUGGAUAACUUGGUUGUGGGGAUGAUGGAUCUUUACUUCUGAGAUGUUAUUGAGCAUUUUAUAUGCUUGAAGAGUUAAAUCCUGUAGUUAAUUUGAUCAACGAGUCUAUGAUGAAUAUGCGAGAGUUAUGAAAUUGUAAGAUUGUUUAUUGUUCAUGUAUAUAUGAAAUAAUAUUAGUGGAGAGAAUUCCUGUAUAAAUUUUUGUACUUUGCAGAUUCAAA
Messenger RNA from Daucus carota subsp. sativus, 958 nucleotides. Its product is annotated as glyoxylase I 4. The record is from RefSeq and is a predicted model, not a curated record. NCBI's taxonomy places the organism in Eukaryota, Viridiplantae, Streptophyta, Magnoliopsida, Apiales, Apiaceae. The transcript is spliced from 3 exons. Bases 129 to 779 code for a protein of 216 amino acids.